Molecule: messenger RNA, 956 nt
Organism: Thalassophryne amazonica
Lineage: Eukaryota; Metazoa; Chordata; Actinopteri; Batrachoidiformes; Batrachoididae
Product: transmembrane protein 47-like
Exons: 3
Coding region: 120-668 (182 amino acids)
Biological process (GO): cell-cell adhesion
Cellular component (GO): membrane; cell-cell junction
Source: RefSeq, a predicted model, not a curated record
CACCUCCGUCAGGUACACGCGUCGAUGUCCACGCGCCGGCACGGAGAGAGACGACCGCACACCAGGUACCGACCUGCCCGGGUUCUGAACCGGCCGCCUCUUCGCCCGUCCGGCCCGCCAUGUCCUCAGCCGUCAGCAAAACGGAGGAGGCGGCGCGCGGCUCGCCGCUGACGCCGCUGAAGCUGGUGGGGUUGGUCUGCGUCUUCCUCGCGCUCUGCCUGGACGUGGGAGCCGUGAUGAGCCCCGCGUGGGUGACAGCCGACGACCAGUACUACAUGUCCCUGUGGGAGUCCUGCUGGAAGCCGGUGAGCACCGAAAGCUGGCAGUGUAGCAGCACGUUGGGCUCAGACUGGCAGGUUGCCACCCUGGCCCUGUUGCUAGGGGGCGGAGCCCUGGUCUUGAUGUCAUUCCUGGUUGCUCUGGUUGCUGUGUGCACCGGCACGAGACGGCGAUUCUACGGACCUGUUGCCAUCAUGCUGUUCGCUGCAGUUGUCCUCCAGGCCUGCAGCUUGGUUCUCUACCCCAUCAAGUUCAUUGAGAGCAGUAACCUGAAGAUCUACCAUGAGUUCAACUGGGGCUAUGGCCUAGCUUGGGGCGGGACCAUCUUCUCCUUUGGCGGGGGCAUCCUCUACUGCCUCAACCCCAAGAACUAUGAGGAGUACUACUAGUUCCAGUUCAAGCCUUUUCACAGGUUUGGGGAGGUACUCAGGGGCUGGUUUGGGUUUUUUAACAUCUAAAUCCACAGAACUGUGAGGAACACUACUUUUCCCAGAUUCAACUCAACAGCUGUACUUGGGAUGAAGCUAUGGGUCUGCAGAUUAGUAUUUCCGCCUCGGUCCACAGAACUGUCAGCGCUGUGACACGCUGCCUGCUAUUAGAAGUGACAGUCUGUCAGACCAACGUGAGUACUGGAGGCUGUUAACAGUUUAAUCCCACCAUUUGUGACACACUCCUUU